AUGGAGGAAGAAGAGGAAGAUGAUGAUGAUGAUGAUGAUGAUGAGUUUAGUCAAAACACUGACGUUGGAUGGGAAGAGACGGAUAAAUGGAGAGACAUACUGCAGAAUGCUCUAGAGGAGGAAGAGUCUAUGGCCCGACAGUCUCUUUACGCCAUGGAAUUAGCAGCAAGAAGGGAGGACUGUGAAUGGGAAUGGUGUGUGCAGUCACACCUCAAAGGAUGUGCAUACACUGACAGUGACUCACAUCUACACCAACAACAGAAUGAACAACAGAAACAACAACAACAACAGCCGGAACCGUUGCUACUGAGUAUGAAAGAGCAGCGGUGUCGAGAUGCAAUGUUGCGUGAGAUUGAGCGACUCACACGCCUAAAAGCAGCUGUGCGGCACGAGAUGCACGAAAUGCGUCUCCAAGGCAUCACACGCGAAAAUGCCUUGAGGCAACAAUUAGAAGCAUUGCGAAUAGAGUCUGUUAGACUAGAGGAGCAGCGUCAGACAUACACCACAUUGGAUGAAUGUGGGGAAACAGCAUUAGAGAAGGAGAAAGUGGUAUGGUGGCGUACAUUUCAGUUGUUGGAAGCGUGUCUACGAGUUGAUGCU
Trypanosoma theileri is the source of this 600-nucleotide messenger RNA. RefSeq names its product trichohyalin. The annotation marks the transcript as partial. The transcript has a single exon. NCBI's taxonomy places the organism in Eukaryota, Euglenozoa, Kinetoplastea, Trypanosomatida, Trypanosomatidae. The record is from RefSeq and is a predicted model, not a curated record.